GGAGAUUAAAAAAUUAAAAAAAAAAAAGUAGAUGUCAGAAGCUGACAGAUUGAAGAAGAUGAAACCCAGUAAACCCGCCUGCUUAUUCAGAGUAUGCAUGUGAUAGCUUGAGCUUUUACCAAGCCUAUGCUUAUCCCAAGAGGGCAGUCUAGUCAUAAACCGCACAAAUAUUUGCAGCCUAGCGAUUUAACGAGUGAGGAACUUUCAUUUCUGGCAAAACCAGCAGUGACCAAUUAAUUGCGUCGCUAAUAAACAAUGAAUUUUACAAGCACAUUAUGGCUACAUUAAUUGUCUGUUUAAAGGAAAGAGGGAAGAAACUUCUAUCCUUUUGGAAUAUAUAUUACAAAGAGGGGUAAAAAAAGAGAGAGAGAGAGAGAGAGAGAGAGAGAAAGAUUCGACUGUUCGCUGUUGAAUUUCCUAUGUUUUUUGCUCUCUUUUUCUACAUCAAUCUUUGUAGCAUGCAGUAGCAGAGAAGGAAAAAAGAAAUAAAAAACUGCGGAAGAAGCCAGCAAUUUCUGAGAUUUCCAAAUCUUAUCAAUCCCAUCUCUUCUUUCUUUCUAUUAUGGCAUUCUGUUGUGCCAUAAAUCUCAGAAAGCAUAUUCAGAUCAACCCAUAUAUCAUUGUAUAUGCUUGUUUUCAAUAAUCCAAUCUUUUCUUCGGCUUCAAGAAAUCAAGUUAUGAUAGAAAGCUAAAUUUUCCAAUUCUCGUUAAAGAAGUUGUAGUGGGCUUCCUCUUAUGAGUAGUAUAUAUCUAGUGCAUGCAACUCUAGCUGCAGCUGCAGGUAUACAGACUACCAGAAACCAACCAAACUUUAUUUCAUGUGAGAUGUGUGCAGGUGCUUGGAAGGCAAAACAAAUGUGAUUAGCAGAGUCACUAAGUCUGUGUCUUUCUUCUGUUCUGGUAACGCUGGUUUCCUUGCAUGCUGCUCAUGGUAGGAAGAAAAUAGCUGGCUAGGAAGAUGAUCAUGAUGGGUUUCUUAUUGCAUGUUUAACUUGUUUAUUUUCAUUUUUAAUUAAUGAUCUGCUGUUGAAGCUGAUGCGAUCGGAUUCAGGUCUGCACUGACCAGAGCUAUAGCUACCAGCUGUUGGUGUUGGAGAUUCUCCGGCUAUCUCUGCUUCAAAAGGGAUGCCACUCUAGUGGAGUAAUGGGUGGUUGUUGCAUUCAUUUCAUGCACUCUCAAAGCACAAUCCUUUGCAAUCCUUCCUCUUCCUUCUCUUUCAAUCAUGUCGUCUUUCAGGUGGCUCCGCCUCAUGGGACUCGCAAGCAAACCUUCUGAUCAUUGCAAUGGUGGUACAUACGACAGCGUUUUGGGCUCCACAGAGUGUUAUGCUUGUACUCAGGUUGGCGUCCCCGCCUUCCAUUCUAUCAGCUGUGACAGCGCCACUGCUCGUCACCCCCAUUGGCAAGCCUCCGCCGGCUCUUCCCUCGUUCCAAUACAUGCUAGUGCUACUUCGCCUAAGUGUAACCCGACCCGUGUUCUCACAUGCCCUUUUGGGCCCAUCCUGGAUCCACGUAGCAAGUGGGUCCAGUGGUGGAACCGGGUCUUCUUGAUAGCACGUGGUGUUUCUUUGGCUGUUGAUCCGCUUUUCUUUUACGCCUUGACGUUAUCGUUAGGGAAAGGUGGGGCACCGUGCUUGUACGUGGAUGAAGGUGUGGCGGCUUUCUUUACUGUCGCUCGCACGUGUCUAGACACUGUGCACCUCUGGCAUUUGUGGUUGCAAUUUAGGUUGGCUUAUGUGUCAAAGGAAUCUCUCGUUUUUGGAUGCGGCAAACUCGUGUGGGAUGCACGUGCCAUAGCUGCGCAUUACGUGAGGUCGCUCAAGGGAUUCUGGUUGGAUGUUUUUGUCAUACUCCCGUUUCCUCAGGCAAUAUUUUGGUUGUUACUGCCAAAAUUGAUCGUGCAGGAGAAGAUUGAGCUGGUAUUAACAAUAGUAUUGCUAACCUUCUUGUUUCAAUUCCUCCCUAAGCUCUACCAUAGCUUUUGCUUGAUGAGCAGAAUGCGAAAAGUCACAGGCUACAUCUUCGGCACCAUUUGGUGGGGUUUUGGUCUUAACCUCAUUGCCUACCUGAUUGCCUCUCAUGCUACUGGAGGAUGCUGGUAUGUGCUUGCUACUCAGAAUGUAGUGUCCUGCUUGAGGAAACAGUGUGAAAGAAAUGGCAACUGCAAGCUCUCUUUGUCAUGCUCAAUGGAUGUUUGUUAUCAAUUUAUGUAUCCUGAAGAUAAAUUUGGAAACCAAUGUGGCAAUCACUCAAAAAUGAUUGCAAAGCCCUUGUGCUUGGAUGAUGAAGGUCCAUUUAAUCAUGGGAUCUAUACAGAGGGCCUUCUAGUUGUUACCAGCAAUUCACUUGCUGUCAGGAUACUUUAUCCCAUCUUUUGGGGCUUGUUGAACCUCAGCACUUUCGGCAAUGAACUCAAUCCAACCUGUAAUUUGGUAGAAGUUAUGUUCAGUAUAUUCAUAGUGCUGUGUGGCUUUACUCUCUUCACUUUAAUGGUUGGGAACAUCCAGGUAUUUUUGUCUGUGAUCUUGGCAAAGAAUAAAAACAUGCAGCUGAAGCGCAGAGAUAUAGAAUGGUGGAUGAGCAGAAGACAAUUGCCAUCUAAUUUAAGACGAAGAGUUCGCCAUUUUGACAACCAAAGAUGGGCAAUCAUGGGAGGAGAAGAUGAUAUUAAAUGGAUUGAAGAAUUGCCUGAUGGCCUCCGAAGAGACAUCAAGCGGUAUAUUUGCCUAGACCUCAUCAAAAAGGCACCUUUGUUUCACAAUUUGGAUGAUCUUAUUCUCGACAACAUUUGUGAUAGGGUCAAGCCCCUUAUCUUCUGCAAAGGCGAAAAGAUAAUUAGAGAAGGAGAUCCUGUGCCAAGGAUGUAUUUUAUAGUUCGUGGGCGCGUAAAGCGUAGCCAAGGACUUAGUAAAGGCAUGGUAGGCACAAGUGUGCUUGAACCUGGAGGCUUUUUAGGUGAUGAAUUGCUCUCCUGGUGCCUACGUCGCCCAUUUGUAAACCGCCUUCCAGCAUCAUCUGCAACAUUUUACUGUCUGGAACCAACAGAAGCAUUUGGUCUUGAUGCAAACCAUCUCAGAUACAUCACUGAUCACUUCAGAUACACGUUUGCUAGCGAAAGACUCAAGCGAACCUUGAGAUAUCACUCAUCUAAUUGGCGAACAUGGGCGGCUGUGAACAUACAAUUUGCUUGGCGACGAUACAGGAUGAGAACGGGGGGUCUAGUGAUCCCUGUUGUGAUAAAUGGGAACGUUGAGAAUCUUCUUCGGCGAUAUGCUUCAAUGUUCAUGUCACUCAGGCCACAUGACCACCUUGAAUAAAUGCAAGUCUUUUAUUUUUCCAGGAAAAUAACUGAAUUCACAACAUUAGAAUCUGGAAAACAAAAUGUAUAAAAAAGCAUGUUAAUACUCGAUAGAAGAUAUGUUCCCAAACAGAAUAAAGGAGAGAUUCCUCUGUAAUAGUCCAAGGAUCGUUCAAAACCACAAAUCCUUGAACUUUAAAAUAAGAAUGGAUGUCGGAGCUUGAUGUUCGAAAAUAGAUGCGGUUGUCCGUAAAUGAGAGUUUGGUCUCUCUGCUACCUGAUACAUGAGUUAUUAACAGUUGAUGUUCUUUGGCUUAAA
Molecule: messenger RNA, 3617 nt
Organism: Manihot esculenta (cassava)
Lineage: Eukaryota; Viridiplantae; Streptophyta; Magnoliopsida; Malpighiales; Euphorbiaceae
Product: cyclic nucleotide-gated ion channel 2
Exons: 9
Coding region: 1224-3317 (697 amino acids)
Source: RefSeq, a predicted model, not a curated record